Molecule: messenger RNA, 679 nt
Organism: Lactuca virosa
Lineage: Eukaryota; Viridiplantae; Streptophyta; Magnoliopsida; Asterales; Asteraceae
Source: the annotation of a GenBank genome assembly
CCCAGAAUGUACGUUCCAAUUUGUAGGGUUUGGAGACGUGAACCAGGUUCCACAACCUUCUGAUCCAUCAAACAAGAUUCUGAGCUUCCAAAAUGGGUUCAAGGUUGAAAGUUGGAACACCCCAUUAGUCGUGAAAACCUUUAAACCCACUCGACGGCAAAACCGCUCUUUCGUUCUUCGGCGAAAUCAAAACUUCAAUCGGAGAAAAUAAGUUAGGGCUCUGGCGGCACUCAGAGAUUCAACAACAGCAAAUCAAAUGGCAUCAUCGAGUAGCGGGCUAACCUUCGAGCUUCACCCACUGGUGAUUGUCAACAUCUCCGAUCAUCACACACGUGUUAAGUCCCAAUCUCAACCACCGACCGCCAAUGGUGGUGACGUCACCUCCGCCUCUUCCAGUUCUCCGGCCCUUCCUUCAUCUAGGGUGUUUGGUUGUGUCAUUGGAGUUCAACGGGGACCAACCAUCGAGAUCUUCAACAGCUUUGAACUUCUCUAUGAUCCAUCCAACUAUUCCCUCGACCGUUCCUUCCUAGAGAAAAAACAGGAACUCUAUAAGAAAGUAUUUCCCAAGAGUUGCUUCUUCAACACCGGACCUGCACAGAAUGUUAGUCUCUAUAUCUCUAUCUCUCACUGUAUUCCUUUUAUCUAUCUGUUGCCAACACCUCUCCCGCCGCCGCCAUAG